Molecule: messenger RNA, 2393 nt
Organism: Notothenia coriiceps (black rockcod)
Lineage: Eukaryota; Metazoa; Chordata; Actinopteri; Perciformes; Nototheniidae
Product: calcium-binding protein 1-like
Exons: 7
Coding region: 154-1350 (398 amino acids)
Cellular component (GO): cytoplasm
Molecular function (GO): calcium ion binding; calcium channel regulator activity
Source: RefSeq, a predicted model, not a curated record
GCGCUGCCGCACAGCAAUCAGGUGGUGAGAUGUAUCCUAACUUCACGCGGGCAGGCUCUGGCUGCUGUGCUAUUAUGGGUCGACAAUGGAGAGGAAUCGGUGCAUGAUAUCGACGAUCAACCCACAGAGACAGACUAGAGCAGAUCUGCAGCAAUGAGCGCCUCCUUUCCAAAAUCGGAAUCCACCACCUCCUUACUGAAGUCCUCCUCUGCGGCGAAGAAACCGACACACCUCCCUGAACGCGCGGCAGAGAGCCGGAGAGGUCACCAUCAGCAGCAUCAGCACCAGCAUCAACACCAGCAUCACCACCGUCCCGCCACGCUCAACAGCAGCAGCAGCAAAGCUGAGGAGUCUUUCCUUUCGGCCGAGUGCGAAAUCAGUGCCCGGAGACCCCUGUGCCACCCCUCCCUCAUCGGCAGCCCGGACAGUGGUAACGAUGCAGCCACUCGGGGGAAGUGUAAGUCCCACAGCCACCACAGCCAAGUUCCCGACUCUCCGGAGCAAAACGGUGUGAAGGAGCACUGCAGGUCAUCCAAGCCCACACACCGGCACCACCACCGCAGGAAGCAGCACCGGGACGACCUUCCACCGGCUGCAACCGCACCGCCUGAAGCUGAGCAUCCCCGGCGCUCUCACACGCACAUACGCACGGUCCCCAGGGUGCCCUCUCUGUCGGACAGCAACGAUGACCGGGCUUCCCUCUAUGAGCCGAGGAACCAUAAAGGGGUCAGCGUGGCUAUUAUCGGGGCUCAGAUCAGCAGUCGGUCCCCGUCUUCCUGCUCCCUGGCGCCGCUCUCCAGCAGGUCCUCCCGCCACUCCCGGAGGUCAAGUGCUGCUUCUUCUGCAUCCGAUAUACAUUUACGCACUAUCCUCAAUUCACUGUUUGGACAGGACAGAGAGCUGAGACCGGAGGAAAUGGAUGAGUUGCGGGAUGCUUUCAAGGAGUUCGACAAGAAUAAGGAUGGUUUUAUCAGCUGUAAAGAUCUUGGAAACUGUAUGAGAACCAUGGGAUACAUGCCGACUGAAAUGGAGCUCAUUGAGCUGAGUCAACAGAUAAACAUGAACUUGGGAGGUCAUGUGGAUUUUGAGGAUUUUGUAGAGUUGAUGGGCCCAAAACUCCUCGCCGAAACUGCAGACAUGAUUGGAAUAAAAGAGUUAAAAGAAGCUUUUAGAGAGUUUGACACCAAUGGAGAUGGGGCCAUAAGCACAUCUGAGCUCCGAGAUGCAAUGAGGAAGUUGUUAGGCCAACAAGUGGGACUAAAAGAGGUAGAAGAUAUCCUGAGAGAUGUUGACCUUAAUGGUGAUGGGCUGGUUGACUUUGAAGAGUUUGUACGAAUGAUGUCUCGCUAAAAUCAGAAUAUGAUCGGUGCUGAAUGUGAAGCUCCGUCCUUGUCUAUAAUUGACCAAGUACACCAGAGGACAUGCUAUGAUCUCUGAGCCAUCCUAAUCUGAAUGACACUGGAAUUAAAACUCCUUGAAUGUUAAGGAGUGAGGAGUCGCCUCACACUUUCAAUCAAUAAGUGUUCUUCCUGAAAAGUCUUAAGUUCAACUGAGGCCGAAUUUGCUGUAGCCUAGAUGAUGAAUGUCCGACUUGUGUUUUUGCACUUUAAUUCUCACUAAAUAACUUCCUGUGGAUAUAUUGCUGGUGUCUUGUCUCAUCUUCUAUGUGGUCAAAAAAAGUGUUGCAAAAUGUCGCCUUCAAUGUACAAUAGUCUGAAUGUAAGAGGGGAUUCCUGUAGAGAGGAUGUCAAAAAUAUGUGCAUUGUUCAACAGUACGUUUUCACACAGUAUUUGUUUCAUUAUAAAUUGUAAGCGGAAUGUCCUUUGUGACAUCGGUGCUCCAACAGGAACCCAUGUGGCAAUAUAACACCUGUGUUGUAACUGUAUGAUCAUCUGUGAUUUUUCACUGUGCCUGUAUAGUCAUCACUGUCUGAAAACUACAGAAGCAGAUCUCUAAUACAAAACCAUAAAUUACAUGUAAUAUUGUAUUUGCUUCAACCUUAGAUCAAUGGCAGUUAAAACUAAUUUUCUAAGUUACAGAGCUCUGGUUUGCAGCAUCCUUUGUCUUUCAAUGCUCAGAGGUUGAACAUUGCUUUGAACCUGGCUUUGGGGGCAAGUAAAAAUCCAUAUUGCCCUGGUCUGCGAGCAUACAGUUGGAAUGACAUAUGUGAAUUGUAUUUACAGUGGAUGUGAUUAUGUUGUUGCUGCUGUAAUGUACGUCGAUGUAUUUGUGGAAACGUUCCACACCUUUGUGUUGUUGAAGCCAUUUUUAUGCAUGCCAAAGAGAUACAUUUAUUAAAUUCAGUAUGCACAUUUGCAUUUUUGUCUAACAAAGUAAGCAAAAUAUUUUGCCAAGUUAACUGUAAAAAUAAAUAAAAGGUGUUUACAUUUAA